Molecule: messenger RNA, 950 nt
Organism: Mya arenaria
Lineage: Eukaryota; Metazoa; Mollusca; Bivalvia; Myida; Myidae
Exons: 3
Coding region: 47-553 (168 amino acids)
Source: RefSeq, a predicted model, not a curated record
GAAACUGCUAAAGAACGGGAGGGAAAAACUUGUAAGAACAGAAAAUAUGUUGUACGAUUCUAUGAUGACUUUGAAAAGUCUUACCUUUGACACUUCAAAGACCUAUAAAGGAACCUACGUUUGCAGAGCUAAUCUUGGAGAAACAACAUCGGAGCAAACUUUCAACGUGAUGCCAUUCGAGCCUGCAGAAUUUGACCUUAGCAAGACCGGGGUUGUGAAGAACACGACGGACAAUGUUGUUCUGUCCUGUAAAGGUCGUGGUAGACCGAGGCCGAAAGUUAUACUGCAGGUGUACAGCGAGAAUGGACAAGAAAUGACAUCGCCAGAGUUUCAGAUAGAGGAGCAAAUCAAAGGACACACUUCUCGUAAAACUGUGACAUUGCCGUCGGAGGAGGUCAAAACCGUGCAUACUGUGCUAUGUACUCUGCUGCAAAAAGAAGGAUCACACGCAUACGAAUCAAAACCCAAGUACAAGAUUGAGAUAUUUCCUGGAUUGAUAAUGGAGGAAGACUUUGACCGGUUUCCCAACACCACUUCUCUCUUUUAUCACUAAAAUGGCGCUCUUAAUGUCGUGGUUGAUUUAGACCUGGCACGCCCCUGUCAACGGAGAUCACCAUAACGACAUAGUGUUGUUUUGUACAAUGGCAACUACAGUAGUAUUUAUCGAAACAUGUUUAGAUUGAAAGAGUGUUUUCUUUUGAGAGAUAUAUGCUUGUAUUUAUAGUUAUAUAACUUGUAAAGUAUUUAUUGGACAACUGCAAGAAAGAAGGUUUUGUUUAAUCUGUGUCAAAGUCAACGGUUCUGUUGACGUAGCAAAAAGGAGUUAUAAUAAGUUAGUUGGUGCAUAAACGUUCGGAGAAGAUAGAUUACGUUGCACGACGUGUACAUAAAAUUGUAAAUGUUGUGAUUCGCAACUACUUUAUUAUCACUAUUAUGUUAGCGAUAGUUUC